CGCGCCGCCCAGCCGCGAGCCUUUGCCGGCGCGCGGCGAGAGCGAGCCGGCCGCGGGCGAGGCGGCAGGGGGAGCCCUGAGCGCCUCCUUCGACAGGAGCGCGAGCGCCCUGGCGGCGUGGGUGGAGCACCACGGGAGCCUGCCGAAGCAGCAGCCCGCGGGCCAGAAAUUCCAUCCCGGGGGGGUUGCCCAGCAGCGGCUCGCCCGUUUCCUCAGCGGGCAGGCCAUGGCGUACUCGAAGGGGGCGUUGCGCGGCCAGCGGCUGGAGCGGCUGCUGCAGAUCCCGGGGGUGCGGGAGCGGCUGGGCUGCCGGGGCGAGACCGAGGCCCGCCGGGCGUUCGACGAGGGGGUCGCCGAGCUGAAGGCGUGGGCCGAGCGCAGCGGGCGCCUGCCGAGGUCGAGGGAAGAGUCACGGCGACCCUGACCAGCAGGGCUCGACCAGAACUGCGUGCUUCGUUUUCGUUGUGUUGUGUUGUCGUUUUCCCUCGUGCUGUCCUCGUUCCGCUGGUUCUGCAAAAUGAAGUG
Molecule: messenger RNA, 525 nt
Organism: Prorocentrum cordatum
Lineage: Eukaryota; Dinophyceae; Prorocentrales; Prorocentraceae
Source: the annotation of a GenBank genome assembly